Molecule: messenger RNA, 2295 nt
Organism: Penicillium verhagenii
Lineage: Eukaryota; Fungi; Ascomycota; Eurotiomycetes; Eurotiales; Aspergillaceae
Product: ATP-binding protein
Exons: 4
Coding region: 1-2295 (764 amino acids)
Molecular function (GO): ATP binding; ATP hydrolysis activity
Source: RefSeq, a predicted model, not a curated record
AUGGCGCAAGAAACUAAUACCUCAGUGGUUCAGAGUACCACUACUCCACCAGUGCCUAAUGGGAAUCAUCAGUCUGCGGCCGCCCAUGAUUUGACCACCCAAGAAUCCAUUGAACCUACUACUGUUCCCCAUCACCCCGUUACAAACGGUAAUGCUAUUAAUGGUAUAACGGCAAACGGCACUGUCACCAACGGAACAGAGACACCUAUCAGGGUCACAGCGCUAGAAUCUGGUAAAAUUUCCGAUGAGCCCAAAACAAACGGCGUGCACGUAACAAAUGGGAACUCUUUGAAGAAGGAGACGAACGGGAUUUUGAUAAACGGAGACAAAAAAUCCGACGACAAGUCCGAAGAAAGAGUCGAAGAGAAGGUCGAGGUUAAGACGACUGAAACCAAGACUGAAGAGAAGUCUGAAGACAAGACUAAAGGCAAGGCUGGAGACAAGACUGGAGAUGAGGAUAAAUCCGAAGUCGAGAAGAAAGAAGAGAAAAAGUAUGAGCCUCAUGGUUCCAUCUGCGAUAUCCACAAACUCUACCAGACAAAGCCCGACGAAAGCGGAAACACAUCAUGGACCAAAGACUACCCUGAGAGUCUCGUUGCACCAGCAGAGGAUGAGGAGUCUGCGCAAUAUGCCUUGAUUGUGCGCAAUGCCAAAUGCUAUGAUGGACGCAAAAGUCUGUCAGUCCAUUCAGUCAUCGUCCAGAGCGAUCCACUCAAGAAGUUCUUGAGCAAAGUACUAGAGAACUACCCCGGCGUCACCACCACACUGGAGCGACUCGAGUUCCACAGUCCUUUCAGACCCCUAGUACACCGCUGGGAGCAGUUUGUUCAGUUUCGUGACGAAGAACAGGACCCCACGACUAAGACACACGUGAAUCUAUUAUACAAGGUCCUUGAGGAAGAACUCCGCGAUGAUAUUGCCCGCAAGAAGGACAUGAUUCGCAACGGUGUUAUUACUCACGCUCUGAUCUGGACUAUUUUCGAGCCCGGUAAUGAGAUCAUUGCGACUGCCGGGGGUAGGACCCGAGCGUUUAAAUUCCAUGACGAUGCGGUCGAUUGCCGGACAAAGGCAUGGAUCAUCACUGGCCAAUAUGUGGACUUUGAUGGUGAAGACUUUGGAUAUCGAGAGGAAGACUUCAAAAUUUUCCCUUAUAUUGGAACUGCUCCUAUCACUUCGCUCGCUGUUUCUCCUCUUAAGUACCAUGCUGAGAAGGAAUCCAUUCGAGAGUCUUUGAUCACACGGGGUAAGCUCUGGGAGUCCUACAAGGGUUACAAGUACAAGGCCUACGAGGGUGUCGCGAACGGGUUCUUCAACGACGAGAUUGUGAAGUAUCAUGUCAACAGUCGAAUCAUCAUCGAUGCCGAGGCCUUCAACAUCUUCCAUCCCACAGAGACGGUUCGUGUCUAUGGGGAGUCUGACUGUCCCCAAGAAUUGACUGAGACCGAGUGGGUCACUGCGAGUCCUAUGGUACACGGGUACUCAAUUAAGGAUAAGGAGUGGCUACAGUUCUAUUUGGAUAAUUCCAAAGAGAUCGAGUGGAAUACUAAAGCCUUUGACUCCCUGGUUCUACCUAAAGGCCAGGAAGAUUUCAAGGAUCUCAUCCUGGCUUUUGCCAAGGCCCAGUCUAAGCAGCUGGACAACUUUGAUGACAUUGUCCAGGGCAAAGGCCGUGGUAUCAUCAUGCAAUUGAGUGGUCCUCCGGGAGUGGGUAAGACGUUGACUGCUGAAAGUGUCGCUGAGGUGAUGCAGGUCCCUUUGUACUCUAUGAGUGCAGGUGAUCUAGGGAUUAGUGCGGAGAGAGUGGAAAGGAGUCUCAAGGAUAUCCUCCGAAUGGUGCCCAAAUGGGGUGCUGUUCUACUUCUAGACGAAGCCGACGUGUUUAUGGAGGCACGAACUGCAUCUGAUCUAAUGAGGAAUGAGCUGGUGUCGAUCUUCUUACGAAUGUUGGAGUACUAUGAGGGUAUCCUAUUCCUGACGACCAACCGAGCAGAGAACAUUGAUCCAGCAUUCGAAUCCCGGAUCCACGUAGCGCUUGCCUACCAGGAUCUUGACACAACCUCUCGACAUAUGAUCUGGUCUCAGUUCAUUGAGAGAACAGACAACACCGAGGAAUUCACAAGUGCACAAAUUGAUAAGCUGUCCCUGGUCGACUUGAAUGGCAGGCAGAUCAAGAACACCUUGAAGACUGCGGGUCUACUUGCUUGGUCACAACAGGCCAAGCUUGGAUAUCAGCAUGUUCAGACCGUGUUGAACUUGCGGAAGAAUAAUGCCCACAAGCCCACAUUCUAUAUUUGA